Molecule: messenger RNA, 2172 nt
Organism: Lithohypha guttulata
Lineage: Eukaryota; Fungi; Ascomycota; Eurotiomycetes; Chaetothyriales; Trichomeriaceae
Gene: lcc1
Product: laccase, multicopper oxidase, benzenediol:oxygen oxidorectuctase
Exons: 2
Coding region: 1-2172 (723 amino acids)
Molecular function (GO): oxidoreductase activity; copper ion binding
Source: RefSeq, a predicted model, not a curated record
AUGAAGGUUACAGAUAUCCUCGUUGCGGCUGUGGCCCUUGCAGCAGGCGCCGAAGCGCAACGACCUGGUGCACAGAGACCAAAUUUCGCGUCUCGAGUCUCGAGUUUCUUCGUUGGUACAACGCUGACAAGCAGACCAACAGCCAACCCGUUCGCGCCUUCAGCAGCGUCCUCAUCGUCAGGCCUCAGAAACCUAAACAUUCCUUCUGGCCAGACACAGACAGCAUCUGUCACAAGCCUGGGUCAAUUACCAUCGAUUGUUCCUACAAUCCCAUCAGCUACUUCCUCUGUCCCUCUCUCCACAGCUACCGUGAUAUCUGGUAUUAACAGCACCACGGGCACGAAUGUCACAACCAGCUCGAACACUACUUCGUGUAUACAAGAUGCCAAAAGCAACCCGGGUUUGGCAAACAGCGCUCAACACCGAUGCAGUUGGGGUCCUGGAUUUGAUAUCAACACCAACUAUUAUACCACAUGGCCAAAUACUGGCAAGACUGUCAAAUACACCUUGACCAUCACAAACGGUACGAUCUCUCCGCAAGGUGACAGGAAGCUCGGUUUCCUUGUCAAUGGCCAAAGUCCAGGACCUACCAUUACUGCUGACUGGGGUGACAUGCUCGAGAUCACUGUAGUCAACAAUCUGCAGCACAACGGUACUAGCAUCCAUUGGCAUGGACUGGUUCAGCAGAACGGCAAUGACCAAGAUGGUAUUGGUGGUGUCACACAGUGCCCAAUUGCUCCGGGCGAUAGCAUGACAUACAAAUUCCAGGCCACUCAAUAUGGCAGUUCAUGGUAUCACUCCCAUUUUUCGAGUCAGUAUGGUGAGGGUGUUCGAGGUCCUAUUGUCAUUAACGGCCCAACUUCUGCCAACUACGACGUCGAUCUGGGUACUGUCAUGAUCACGGAUGAUUAUGCCUUGACUGCAUUCCAGGAGACUUGGCUCGCAUCUCGAUUCGGACCGCCGACAGCUAUCAACUAUCUUCUCAAUGGUCAGAACGUCAAAGUCGAUGGAUCGGCAGGACAACGCUCCAAGUGGACGUUCACUCCAGGACUGAAGCACAAGAUUAGGAUCAUCAAUGCUGCGGUAGACCACCAAUACAAAGUUCAGAUUGACCAGCAUGAUUUGCUCGUUGUCGCAAUGGACUUCAUCCCCCUUAAUCCUUACAGCACCAAGGAACUCUCACUUUCAACUGGUCAAAGAUACGAUAUCAUUGUUGAAGCCAAGCAGCCAGUUGGCAACUACUGGUUCCGAGCUUUGAAGGCUGGUGAUUGCUCCUUUGGUGCCAAUGACGGGACUGGCAAUGCCAACGGUAUCAUUUCAUACACCGGUGCGAGCGGCGCUCUCCCAACCUCUAGGUUGACCACGACACACAGUAAUGCCUGUGUUGACGAGCCCAUCAGCGUACUGAAGCCUGUCUUUGCUCUCAACGUUGAUUCUGCUCCUUUCACUUCGGCCGUCAGCAGCCUGGGCGUGGGCGUGGGCACUGUACGAACAACCAACGACACUGUUUUCCAAUGGAACAUCGGUGGUAUCAGCCAAGUUAUUGACUGGUCCGCCCCGGUUCUGCAAAGUUCAGUGGCUUCAGUCAACCAAUUUGACACGGCCAGGCACAUUGUGUCGCUCCCAACUGCCAACGUCUGGACAUACUGGGUUCUCCAGAACCAAUUCUUUGCUCCUCAUCCUAUGCAUCUCCAUGGUCACGACUUUUUCAUCCUGGGAACCGGCACCGGCACAUUCAGCGCAUCUGCGAACCUCGGUCAGCUCAACUUCACCAACCCACCACGACGAGAUACAGUCCAGUUGACCUCGCAAGGCUGGGCCGUCGUUGCAUUCAAGACUGAUAAUCCAGGUGCUUGGUUGCUCCACUGCCACAUCAGCUGGCAUGCUGCUGGUGGUCUUUCCCUCGGGUUCUUGGAACGACCAUCCGAGAUCCCGUCCAUGUACGGCACUAAGGUGAACUCGCAAGCCUACAAGAACACCUGCUCGAACUGGAAGACAUAUGCUGCUACCAUGGUUUACCACCAAGACGACUCUGGCCUCAAGAAGCGUGAGACAAUUGGUGGCAACGUCGAGCUCGAGAUGGAAGUCAUGGAUGAGAUGCCAGAGCGACGAGCACUAGAGAAGACAGUUGUCCGCCGAGAGGUCAGCCACUGGGGCAAUCAGGCCUACUAA